This is a messenger RNA of Apis mellifera (honey bee), 1732 nucleotides long. RefSeq lists its product as uncharacterized. The transcript is spliced from 9 exons. The record is from RefSeq and is a predicted model, not a curated record. Gene Ontology annotation, biological process: sensory perception of smell; detection of chemical stimulus involved in sensory perception of smell. Lineage: Eukaryota; Metazoa; Arthropoda; Insecta; Hymenoptera; Apidae. Bases 463 to 1632 code for a protein of 389 amino acids. Gene Ontology annotation, cellular component: plasma membrane. Gene Ontology annotation, molecular function: odorant binding; olfactory receptor activity.
AAUAAUUUAAACUAUUUUCACUAUUACUCACUGUGUGAUUUAUGUCCCACUGUGUUUCAUGUAAAAUUAUUCUCCUUUUCUUAUUUUUUAUUGUUAAAAUUUUUUUAACAUUUCAACGUUUCAAUAUUUUAGCAUUACACAUUAUAGUGUCAUGCUCAAUUGACGAUGGUAAGAUUACUGACAAAGCUCCUGUUCUUUACUUUUGAAAUCAAAAAGUAAAAAAAUAAGAAAAGAGGAAAUGUAUGAAUGAAAAUCUGUUAUGAAUUAAUGAUCGCUCAGUAGUGAGUGAGAAGAAAAUCGAUCGAAUGCAAUUUACUAUAAUUUUCACGUAGAACAGUCUAUAAGUGCGAAAAGAGUACAAUACUUGAGAUGGAGAAAUAAUAAUGUGAAUAAUAUAUUGAACCGAGGUAUAGACGGAUGAUUUUUCGAAUUUUACAUGGCAGUUAAUAUCUGGCAAGAACGAUGAACGUGUUCGACAAUCAGUAUCGUACUUAUCGUAUUAUAUUGAAAAUUGUAGGACUAUGGCCAUACGACAAUUCAAUCUACGUACGGAUUCAAAGAAUAUGUGUAUUAAUAUAUUUUCUUAUAGGUAUACUAAUACAGAUUUUCUCGCUUGUAAAAUCUGAAAUUUCGUUACGAAAUUGCAUCGUCACAUUUUCUACGACUUUUCCUAUAGUGCUAUUUUGUUUACGAUAUAUUUACUGUCUCACACUGUUUUCAUACGCAAAAGUUUUAUUCGAUGACAUAUGUAUAGAAGAACAUUUAUUACAAGAUACGACAGAAAUACAAAUACAAACGAAAUAUCUCGAUAUUUCUAGUCAUAUCAUCUACAUUUUUUGCUGGCUGAGUUUUAUUUGUGUUGCAUCGACGUGGAUAUUUAUAUUAAAUCCUGUAAUAUUGGAUGUAAUAAUGCCUUUGAACAAAUUUCGCCUUCACUAUAGUGUCAUAUUCCUUUCCAACGAUCGAAGAAAAUUUAUUGAUAUUUUUUUGGUAUUAAAUUCGAUCAUAAUUUUUACAUUUGGAUUAUUAUCUUUAAUAUGUUCAGAAUUGUUCACUAAUAUUGUUAGUUAUUAUAUUUGCAGACAAUUUCAUAUUGUUUGUUAUCGAAUACGAAAAAUCAUUACGGAUCUCAGUAUGCCUAAUCUGCCUAAGACAGAUUUGAAACUUCGAGACAUACAUCGAGUAGUGGACAUUCAUUGCCACGCUAUCGAGCAUAUCCAUAUGGCCGCAAAUAAUGCAGCUACGCAAUAUCUGUUGGCAAUUAUUCUAUUCGUAUUCUCAUUCUCUGUAAAUCUUUAUCGUCUGUAUAAAGCAUUAGUAACUACGGACAAUCGAAUGGAAAUCCUCGGUUCUACUCUUAUAGUUAUUUAUCAUGUAAUGAUGGCACUCUACAACAAUCAUUACGGACAAUUAAUUAUUAAUAGUAAUCAUGGCAUAUUUAAUGAAUUAUGUGCUUCUACAUGGUAUCGCAUUCCUUUAAAAGCGCAAAAACUUUUAUUGUUCAUGAUAUUGAGAAGCUCAAUGGGUUGUGAGAUUUGUCUUUCUGGUUUAUUCACUCCGUCUUAUGCAGGCUUAACGUCGAUGAUGAGUUCAUCCUUCUCCUAUUGUGCUGUUAUAUAUUCAAUUCAAUAAAUGUUAUCUAAUAUUACUGGCUUUUUACUUCAGUAUAAAUAUUGCAAUUAUAUGUUAUUAUUAUACGUAUAGAUUUGAAUAUUUAUUAAAUAGAAACACA